GGCUGCAAUUUAACUUCCCGUGUCAAGCCCUGGUGUCCAUCUGAGCAAAGCAAACUAACCCAACUUCUUUUCUUCUUCUCUCUCGGUAAAAGUUCUUGGUUCCUUAAAUUAUCUAGCUUCUCUGGAAAAGUUCUUUGCAACCAUGGAUGCGAAGAGAAAUCCAGGGCUCAUGUUUUCUCUACUGUUCUUCUCCUUAUCUGUCAACAACUAUCUCUCACUUGGCGCUGACACCAUAUCUGCAAACCAACCACUCUCUGGGGACCAAACCAUUGUCUCUGCUGGUGGGUCCUUCGUGCUGGGUUUCUUCACACCAGGUAACUCUUCGGGCUCGAAAUACUAUAUAGGCAUUUGGUAUAGCGAAGUUAAAGUCUCUACCCAAACGAUUGUUUGGGUGGCAAACAGAGACAAACCGGUCUCUGAUAAAAGUUCUUCUGUAUUAAGAAUCUCAGAUGGUAAUUUGGUUCUCUUCAAUGAAUCCCAAAUCCCAGUCUGGUCCACAAAUUUGAGCUCCACCACUUCAAGUGCUGUAGCAGCUGUUCUUCGAGAUGAAGGAAAUCUUGUUCUUAGAGAUGGGCCUUCUAAUUUAUUAGAACCUUUAUGGCAAAGUUUUGAUCACCCAACUCAUACAUGGCUUCCUGGUGGUAAGAUUGGAUUGAACAAAAUUACAAAUGAAAACCAACGUCUCAUAUCAUGGAAGAAUUCUGAGGAUCCUGCACCAGGACUCUUCUCUCUUGAGCUCGACGCAAACAUCAGUUCAUAUAUUAUUCGCUGGAAUAGAUCCAUCCAGUACUGGACUAGUGGACCUUGGGAUGGGAAAAUUUUUAGCUUAGUUCCUGAAAUGAGGACCAAUUAUAUCUACAACUUCAGUUAUAUUAACGACAAGAAUCAGAGUUAUUUCACCUAUUCUGUUUACAAUCCUUCCAUCCUAUCUCGAUUCGUAAUGGAUGUUUCUGGGCAGAUAAAGCAAUCCACAUGGUCAAAUUAUACCAAUGAGUGGUUUUUGUUUUGGACACAACCGAAAACGCAAUGCGAGGUUUAUGCAUUUUGCGGGGCCUUCGGCAGCUGCGAUCAGAUAUCCCAGCCUUUUUGCAAGUGUUUGAAAGGGUUUGAUUACAAAUCGCCCAAGGACUGGUAUUUGUCGGAUUAUUCUGGUGGUUGCGUGAGGAAAACCCCCUUACAGUGUGAGAAUACCAGUCCUGCUAAUGGGCAGAAGGACAAGUUCUUGACAAUGCCCAACAUGAAUUUGCCUGUACAAGCACAAUUUUUUGGGGUUGGAACUGCUGCAGAAUGUGAAUCAUCCUGUUUCAAUAACUGCUCUUGCACUGCUUAUUCUUAUGACGCCAAUAAUUGUUCAAUCUGGAUUGGGGAGCUCUUCAAUCUGAACCAACUCACAGAAGAUCAGAUUGGUGCAAGAACUCUAUAUCUCAGACUGGCAGCUUCAGAGUUUUCAAACCACAAAAAUAAUAAGGGAGUUGUUGGUGCUGUUGUGGGUUCAGUUGCAGGGGUAGCACUUUUACUCGGCCUUAUUGUGUUUGUAAUCCUUAGGCGAAGGAAGAGAGCUGUUGGAACAGCAAAAUCAGUAGAGGGUUCGUUGAUGGCAUUUGAGUACAGGGACUUGCAAAACGCGACCAAAAAUUUCUCGGACAAGUUAGGGGGAGGAGGUUUUGGUUCUGUUUUCAAAGGGACGUUACCUGAUUCAACAGCCAUAGCAGUCAAGAAACUUGAAAGCAUCAGCCAAGGAGAGAAGCAAUUCCGCACAGAAGUCAGCACAAUUGGGACAAUCCAACAUGUAAAUCUGGUUCGGCUUCGUGGAUUCUGCUCGGAUGGUUCUAGAAAGUUGUUGGUGUAUGAUUACAUGCCGAAUGGCUCUUUAGAAUCUCAACUUUUCCACGAAAAGAAUCCCACUCAGGUUUUGGACUGGAAAACAAGAUACCAGAUUGCUCUGGGAACAGCGAGAGGGUUAGUUUAUCUGCACGAGAAAUGCAGAGAGUGCAUCAUACACUGUGACAUAAAACCCGAAAAUAUUCUUCUAGAUGCGGAGUUUUGUCCAAAAGUUGCAGACUUUGGCCUGGCAAAACUUGUGGGGAGGGAGUUCAGCCGAGUCCUGACAACCAUGAGAGGCACAAGAGGUUAUCUUGCUCCGGAGUGGAUUUCAGGGGUGGCCAUUACGGCCAAGGCUGAUGUUUACAGCUACGGAAUGAUGCUUUUCGAAUUUGUCUCAGGAAGGAGAAACUCUGAGCCAUCUGCAGAUGGCAAAACUAGAUUCUUCCCAACUAGGGCUACAAGCAUUAUGAAGGAAGGGGGCGAUGUCCUUGGCCUUUUAGACCCCAGGUUGGAGGAAAAGGCUGAUGUAGAAGAGCUCACAAGAAUUUGCAGAAUUGCUUGUUGGUGCAUCCAAGAUGACGAAGCUAAUAGGCCACCAAUGAGUCAGGUAGUUCAAAUUCUGGAGGGAGUUUUAGAAGUGAAUCCGGCCCCAAUUCCAAGAUCUCUUCAAGUGUUUGAUGACAACCGGGAGAACAUAAUUUUCUUCACCGAGUCAUCCUCGAACCAAAGUUCACAGGCACGAAGCAACACCUCAGCUGCUUCCUCCCAGUCGAAGAGUGACGGCCAGCAACAAGUUUGGAGACCCGAAGAGCAGUUGAGUGAGAACGUUUGAGCUCUGAUGUGUUUGGGUAAGAAUGCAAGUUCUUAUUUUAUUUUUGUACUAGGACGUUUGUAUAUUCAAUGGAACCAUCCCUCCGCUUUAGAAAAGAAAAAAAUAAAAAAAUGAACGGUUUCAGGUUU
Molecule: messenger RNA, 2784 nt
Organism: Juglans regia (Persian walnut)
Lineage: Eukaryota; Viridiplantae; Streptophyta; Magnoliopsida; Fagales; Juglandaceae
Product: G-type lectin S-receptor-like serine/threonine-protein kinase At2g19130
Exons: 1
Coding region: 143-2656 (837 amino acids)
Biological process (GO): protein phosphorylation; recognition of pollen
Molecular function (GO): ATP binding; protein serine/threonine kinase activity
Source: RefSeq, a predicted model, not a curated record